Molecule: messenger RNA, 1141 nt
Organism: Zeugodacus cucurbitae (melon fly)
Lineage: Eukaryota; Metazoa; Arthropoda; Insecta; Diptera; Tephritidae
Gene: Fdx2
Product: adrenodoxin-like protein 2, mitochondrial
Exons: 2
Coding region: 228-746 (172 amino acids)
Biological process (GO): positive regulation of oxidoreductase activity; P450-containing electron transport chain
Cellular component (GO): mitochondrion
Molecular function (GO): 2 iron, 2 sulfur cluster binding
Source: RefSeq, a predicted model, not a curated record
AAUGUGUGUUUCGGUUUUAUUUUCUGCUGUAAUCAGGUAUCGUGCACUUGAUUCCAAAAUAAGUUGAUUGUACUCCCGCAACAGCGAGUGCUUUUUGUUUAAUAAAUACAAUUAUAUAUAGGUGCUAAAUUGAUAAAAAAACGGGCAAAACAGCCAACACCCGAGCUUGAUUGCAUUAUUGAACGAGUAGAACGUGUGAGUCUUUUCAACACCAACGAAGUGAUAUUAUGGCAUUCGCCCAAAAUUUAGUCAGGUGCAGCAUUAAUGCUGCCGUACGCAAAAGUCCCAAAAACUUAGCAAAACAUGCGAAUAACUUUAGUUUCCUGCAAAGGUGGGCGAAUCUUAAUACAAUAACGAAUCAACAAUUUGUGCGUACAUUUUCUGUUGGCACACAGCUUCAGCAAGAUGUGAAUGUUACAUUUUUACGCGCAAAUGGCCAGAAAAUACAGACAAAGGGAAAAGUUGGUGAUACAUUACUGGACGUAGUGGUGAAUAAUCACAUUGAUUUGGAUGGGUUUGGUGCAUGUGAAGGAACUCUUACCUGUUCCACAUGCCAUUUAAUCUUCAAAAUAGAAGAUUUCGAAAAAUUACCGGAUAAAGCUAGUGAUGAAGAACUAGAUAUGCUGGAUUUAGCUUAUGAACUUACUGAAACCUCACGGUUAGGUUGUCAAAUAACCCUUUCGAAGGAUAUGGAUGGAUUGGUUGUAAGUGUGCCUACAACAAUAAAUGACGCACGCAGUGCGUAACCGCGGUUAAGCACUUGUUAAACUAAUUGCACACUUGACGGAACUAAACAACUAUACAAACAUAGAGACACUGUUAUAUAUAUAUAUAUAAAACAAAAUGUAAUGUAGCAUUGUGAUAACACCGACAAAAUGUGUUCGCCGCGUCUACGUCAAAUAAAUUGAUUGCCCGGAUGUUGCUUGCAUAAAUGAAUAUAAUAUUUGUAUAUAAACCAAUGCAUAUUGUUAAAUUUUAUGUAUAUACAUAUGUACAUUUAUAUAUAGUAGUUUAAAUCGUCCCAAUCCUGUUGAAAACUAAACCAGUAAGAACAAAGCAACAUAAGUGUAAACAAAAAAUUUAGAAGAAUUUUAACUGCUUAUUUUUAUAAAAUAAAUAUGUGCUUUAAGCGAAAAUUAAA